AUGGUUGAAGCACUUGAAUCUCAUCAACAGUACCCGACAAUGCCAGAGGUGAUGGAGGAGCUAAAGAGAAUAAUUAAUAUAGGCUUCCCUAUAGCAGCUAUGAGCUUGGUGGGUUAUCUGAGGAACAUGAUUUUAGUUGUGUGCAUGGGAAGGCUAGGCAGCCUUGAGCUUGCUGGUGGGGCCUUAGCUAUCGGUUUCACAAACAUCAGUGGAUAUUCAGUCAUAUCAGGCCUUGCCAUGGGCAUGGAAUCCCUUUGCAGCCAAGCUUUUGGUUCAAGAAACUUAUCAGUAGCGUCUCUCACUUUGCAAAGAACAAUUAUAAUGUUACUACUUGCUUCAAUACCUAUCGGCUUGAUAUGGUUUAACCUUGAACCUCUCAUGCUUAGCAUCAAUCAAAACCCUGAUAUAACCAAAGUUGCAAGCCUUUACUGCCGGUUUGCCAUCCCGGAUCUUAUUGCAAACAGCCUUCUUCAUCCUCUACGUAUUUACUUGCGCAGUAAAGGAACAACUUGGCCUUUAAUGUGGUCUGCCUUAGUUUCAACCAUUUUUCAUCUCCCUAUCACAAUCCUCUUAUCCUUCACUUUACGUUUAGGUGUCCCUGGAAUAGCAAUUUCCACCUUCAUCACCAAUUUCAACACCCUUUUCUUCCUUCUUUGUUACAUGUUCUACACUCGCACAACUUCAGCCCCAGAGGAGUCAAUAACCACGCCAUUGUCACCAUCAUCGCCGUUGCCACCACCUUCUUCAACAGCUCUAAUAGACCGAGAGGAAUGGGAUGUUUUACUUCGACUAGCAAUACCAAGCUGCAUUGCUGUUUGCUUAGAGUGGUGGUGGUAUGAGUUUAUGACAAUUCUAGCAGGGUAUUUGUCCGAACCUCGAGUUGCUCUGGCAACAUCAGCUAUAGUGAUACAAACAACUUCUCUCAUGUAUACAUUGCCAACAGCACUUAGUGCAUCAGCCUCAACCCGAGUAGGCAAUGAGCUCGGAGCAGGGAGGCCGAGCAGGGCACGGUUGGCCGGGGUAGUAGCCAUUGGACUGGCCCUGGUGACCUCAUUUUUUGGAUUAUUAGGGACCAUAUUGGGUAGAGAAGCAUGGGGAAGAGUUUUCACUGCGGAUAAAGAAGUUCUUGAGUUAACCACGAUUGUACUACCCAUAAUUGGAAUAUGUGAGCUAGCAAAUUGUCCGCAAACCACAAGCUGUGGGAUUCUAAGAGGAAGUGCUAGGCCCGGGAUAGGGGCAACCAUAAACUUUUACUCAUUUUAUAUGGUGGGUGCACCAUUGGCAAUAGUCCUAGGCUUUGUUUGGAGACUAGGGUUCGUGGGGCUUUGUUAUGGCCUGCUAGCUGCUCAGAUUGCAUGUGUAGUCUCGAUCUUAACAGUGGUUUUCAGGACAGAUUGGGAGAGAGAGUCGUUGAAGGCCAAAGACUUGGUGGGCAAAAGUGACCAUUUUGCACAUGCAGACCAAACUGUACUGAUCAAAUGCGAAGAAGGGGUUGGAUUUCUCAAAGAAAUGGGCUUUGAAAAGUGA
This is a messenger RNA of Durio zibethinus, 1527 nucleotides long. RefSeq names its product MATE efflux family protein. The record is from RefSeq and is a predicted model, not a curated record. Gene Ontology annotation, molecular function: antiporter activity; xenobiotic transmembrane transporter activity. NCBI's taxonomy places the organism in Eukaryota, Viridiplantae, Streptophyta, Magnoliopsida, Malvales, Malvaceae. Gene Ontology annotation, biological process: xenobiotic detoxification by transmembrane export across the plasma membrane. Gene Ontology annotation, cellular component: membrane.